This is a messenger RNA of Brachypodium distachyon (stiff brome), 2400 nucleotides long. RefSeq lists its product as uncharacterized. The coding region runs from base 1387 to 2073 and encodes 228 amino acids. NCBI's taxonomy places the organism in Eukaryota, Viridiplantae, Streptophyta, Magnoliopsida, Poales, Poaceae. The transcript has 3 exons. The record is from RefSeq and is a predicted model, not a curated record.
AUGUAGUAGGAAGUCGUCGUGGCUGAUAAGACAUGGUCGGCCGCACCCAGGACUGGAACAAAGGCAUAGUGAAAUUGUGAAGCAUGAACUAUACUCCAUUUUGUACCUCAUCCAUUUUUUCCUGGUUGCUCUUUGCCUGAUGGUACACUUGCUUCCUUUUUCUACAGCUAUAUGAGGAUAUCAUCGAUCUGGGCUGGAGGGCUCGCGUUCGUCAACGCCCGGAGGGAGAAGGUAGCUAUGGAACCUGGAGUUGUACGAUUUUGGCUUGCUGGCGAUUCUUUUGUUUUCCUGGGCGAGCGCUGGAGUCAACGGCGGCGGCCGGUGAGGCUGAGGCCGCGAGAGAUCGUCGGCCGUUGAGCACCGGCUCCGGGCGUACGGUCUGCGAGGCGCCGGCGCGUGUAGGGUAUGGCGGGGGAGGAUGCUUUUUCAGGCAAUGGAUGAGUGGCCGCGUACGUGAGGGAUUGGAGGAUCGAUGCUUUUCCCGUGCGGCCGCGUACGCGAGGGAACGGUUUUUUUGACGAGGCUUUUUCCAGGCGAGGGAGAGGACAGACGGGUUUUUUUACGUGGGUUUUUCCGGGCGUGAGGGAGAGGACGUACGAGGGACCAACGUACGCAGACUGGAAAUUAAAAAUUAGUAGAGAUAAUGCUACGACGGGUCAGCUUCUCACAAAAUAUUUCAUAAAAAACACUAUUCAAUGAGAUUUGUGAAGCAAACACAAUGACCACAAGACAAAGUACAAGGAAAAAUGAAACAAAAAAAAUAAACUUUAGUUUUUCAUAGCUAACAUAUGUUAUGAAUCUCAACUACAGUACCUUCGAGAUAAUGCAAAGGUUUGUUAUGAGCAUAAAUGCGCUCCAUUUACACAAAUGGACAAAAUUUAAUGGUUGCGGAGAUAUCGUUGAGAGGCGAUCGUAAUACUUAGCAAAUAAAUCUCCCUAAUAAAACAUGCCAGCAAAUUUCAGCAAUAGUUCUUUGGAUAUAAUGAACUCAUAUUUAAUGGCUUUCCUGUAGUUCCCUUGAAAUUGUUGUUUUGUACAUCAAUAUGAUGAUACGAUCUCGCAGAAAAGACGAACUUUAAUUACCCACCAACUAUUCGGGAUAAACUUGCGCGUAAGAUUACGUGUAUACAUUUUGAAAAAACAUGUAUCUUUCUGAAAUUGUAUCGGGCAGUCAAGUUUUUGAACUGUAAUUCUUGACAAAACUAGAUGGAGAAAAAAAAACUCAAGUACUGUAUAUAAACAUGCCCUGGUGGGCUGGAAUUUCUAAAGCAUCGCAUAAAACCCACGGGAACGAAUGAGGCCGGGGAAGCAGACCCGAUAACCAACACGCCCAAGAAAAUCCCACUCUUCCGUCCGACCGUCCCCUUCGUCCUCGCCGCAGCCCCCAUGUGGCCUCCCUGGGUGAAGACGCGUGCUCCCAACUCCGCCGCGCUCGCCGCCGCUUCCACCACCCCUUCCCUCAAAGACAUCCAAUCCCUGCUUCAACCGGAGCCCUCCGCCGACCCGCCGCAGUCCGGCGAGUCCUCCCCGUCGCCACGCGUCUUCCACCGCCUCCGUGUCGCGGCCUCCGCUCUCCGCCUCCUCCGCAGCCUCCAGCCGGCGGACCACGGCGGGCGCGUGGUCCUGUACUUCACAUCGCUCCGCGUCAUCCGCGGCACCUAUGAGGAGUGCCGCGCGGUGCGGGCCAUCCUGCGUGGGCUCGGCGCCGCGGUCGACGAGCGGGACCUCUCCAUGGACGCCUGCUUCCUCUCGGAGCUCGCGGCGCUCCUGCGGCGCCGCCGCGGCGCGGUGACCCUCCCGCAGGUCUUCGUCGGCGGCCGGCACCUCGGCGGCGCCGAGGAGGUCCGCCGCCUCCACGAGUCCGGCGAGCUCGCCCGGAUCGUUGCGGCCCCGGCCGACGCCGCCCCCGCCCCCUGCGGCAGCUGCGGCGGCGAGCGCUACGUCCUCUGCGGCAGCUGCGACGGGAGCCACAAGCGGUACAGCCGCAAGGGCGGCGGCGGCUUCCGCGCCUGCGCCUGCUGCAACGAGAACGGCCUCGUCCGGUGCCCCGACUGCUCCUUCCCGGUCGCCUGAUCCAGAUCCAAGAUCCGCUGGGCGGAGGUGGCUGUGGUUCCCCCUCCAAUAACUCAACCCUUUGCUGCUACAGUACUGUUAGUUCGACUGCUACUCUCAUCAAACCUUGGAGCUAGUGAUCAUCAGUUCUCCUAGUCCUAUACUCCUAGUUUAUCAGUAGUUGAUUAGUUAAGUGGUUCAAGCCGGUUACAGGUCAUCAGAAAUUUUAAUUUUAGCUUUGCUCCAACCUUGGGUUAGAACUUUCAGAAGAUUUGCUGUUCGCUUCUGCUCUUGGUUAAUCCAAUCAGACUAUACAACUUGAUUAAAGAUACUCUGGUUUUUGUCUCU